Messenger RNA from Exophiala dermatitidis NIH/UT8656, 4815 nucleotides. RefSeq lists its product as uncharacterized. The coding region runs from base 1 to 4815 and encodes 1604 amino acids. The transcript has 2 exons. Gene Ontology annotation, biological process: microtubule cytoskeleton organization; maintenance of protein location in cell cortex; dynein-driven meiotic oscillatory nuclear movement. Gene Ontology annotation, molecular function: phospholipid binding; tubulin binding. NCBI's taxonomy places the organism in Eukaryota, Fungi, Ascomycota, Eurotiomycetes, Chaetothyriales, Herpotrichiellaceae. Gene Ontology annotation, cellular component: cell cortex; mitochondrion. The record is from RefSeq and is a predicted model, not a curated record.
AUGGCUACGGCUGCAAUGGCAGGAAGCGAGAACACGCCGAACAACGAUAUGCACGCGUCAGUCAAUGACUUGUCCGAUCCAUUCGUGGACGAAUUUCAGCCGCGAGUCUCAUCGCAUGCCCACCGCUACUCCAGCCUGGUGGACCCUGACUCGAUUACGCUGGGAACGAGCGCAUCGCCUUCUCAGGUCAAAAGAAGUAUCAUUGCUCAUCUCGCGGAGACGGAGCGACGUCUCCAAGACGCACAGAAACUAGGACAGUCGCUCUUACUGCAACAAUCGCAGCUCACGGAGAAGUUGCACGAAGUUGAGGCACAGCAAGGGGAUGCCGAAAUCUCGCCUGAGUUGCGCCAAAGACUGGCUGACUUGGAGAAGGAACAUAAUGACGUUGGCAAAGAAAUAGCGAGGGCCUUAUUAGGCCCCAAAUCCAGGGCAGUCAGUGGUGAAGAAAAGCCCGCGUCUGAGCAGUCCACCUUUUCAAGCCAGGCUACGGCGUCUCCAACCAAGGUGACGGCCCCGAGCCGGCGGCAAAGGAAUCAACCUAGUAACCGUGCGGGAGACCUACAAUUUGCUGCCGACAUCAGUACGUCGCUGUUGGCCCAGGUGCGACAAUUACAAAGCGCCGUGGCCGAACGGGAUGAACUACUCAAACAGGUCAGUGCUGAGAGGGAUCAGCUAGAACAGGACAAAUCGGUCUUUGCUCAGCGUUUACGAGUCCUGGACGAAAGCGAACAGAAAUACAAGGAUGAGAACUGGAACCUUGAGACACAGACGCACGAGCUUCUUGCCGCUGCUCGCGAGGCGGCAGAUCGUGAGAAAAGGCUGACAGCCAGUCUUUCGGCUGCAGUGGCCGAGAAAAGUCGUCUACAAAGCGAAAUGGACGAAAUCAGGCUGGCUCAUGACAAAUUAGCCGACGAACACGCCUCAACAAGAAAGGCCCACGAUUCGGAAUUGCAUACUCUCAAGCGCACCAUAGAGUUAGGUGAUAGUGAGAGAGCAGCACUUCAGGGUAAGAUUGACGAGUUGACGGCACAAAACCAUGAGCUGGCUCGCGCUGUUGCGGCGCGGCUGCGAGGCCCUAACUCCGACGCGGAGAUCUCUGCGAACCAGGAGCCCGAGGAAGAAUUCCGCAAUUAUGAUGACCUGGAGAACUCGCCUCCUGCGUCUCCUACUAAAGCAACGCCCAGGCAUGGAGGGCUGGAGUCGGAAACACUGAGGAGCUCGUUGCAUCAUGCUCAUCGCAUGAUCCAAAACCUCAAAAACAACAUCCACCGCGAGAAGACGGAAAAGAUCGAGUUGAAGCGAAUGCUGCAAGAGGCAAGAGAUGAACUUGAGCAACGACGUGGGGAUGGCUCGCUCGGAAGUGGUACCAAGCGCCAAAAAACAAAGUCGGACAUUAUUAAGAAGCCGCCUCGACUUGAUAUGCUUGGAGGUAGUCGGCGGAUGCAGAUGGACAUCGAACUCGAGGAUGAUGAUUGGGAAGACCAUUUUGCGGACACUCCAACUCACAAUAAGCAUUUGACAAUACCGACAGCUGCCGAAGGCCGCAGCGCCGAUGUAAGUGAUGCGUACCAGACGGCCAACGAGACCGAGGGCGCGUUUGAGACCGCGGAUGAGCGACAUGCCACAGAAAGUGAAGAUUUCCAAACAGGAGCCGAGAGUCUGGCAGGCGAUAGCACGGACGAUUUGACCGAAACAGAGGAGACUGCUUCUCAUGGGCGGCGCCUUGGUCCUAUUCGAGCUCUUAGACCGUCUCUCGCGUUCAAGCCGGCCGGUGAUAGGCAGUCGUUCAUCAGCACCGCCUCUACGUCCGCCGGAGAGGACGAAGACGAGCUGAAGACUCCAAUUGUGGCCCAGUCACACAAAUUCCGUAUCAGGAAUGGGCGAGAUUCCUUUGCCCGACAAUCAAGAGUGCCCACCGAUAGCACACCUAUCAACCUGAUGUCUGAUGCCAUAUCUCAGGAUUCGCCAGCGACGGUCACAAGUGAGCGCAGCACGCCAGCCGCCGAACAGAGCCUCUUUGCCGAGCUUGGUGGUAUGGACGAUGCUUCUAGUUUCGGCACUCCAGGCAGGACCAGCAUAGCUUCGGUGUCAUCUACUCCUGGCUUCCCAGGGUAUACACCUAGUCAGCGGACUGUAUCGCAGGCAACACCAUUGAGUGCCCCGAAGACUUCAAUGGUGGAUUCAGGAACGAUGACUGAACCGUGGAAACCAGAAAGUGAUCGCCCUGCCCGCGUUCUCAUUGAUGCUGGCACGGUUAUGGAGCCGCCUUCUCCGGAUCACGACGACCUGCGGACACCGCUACCAUCCGAUUUCCCUCUACCUCCUACGGUUCCAGUUUCACCAAUCAAACAGAUCGACAACGGUACCCAGUAUACUCCUCAAAGACUUCAAUUGCAAGACAGUCCUAUGCGUAACACGGCUUUCAUUACACCCCCCAAGACGGUAUGGGACGAAGCCCAGAGUCCUGGAGUAUUGCCCUCAGAAACGGGGUCCACUCCCCAUCCUCAAACGCCUGGCCAACUCAAUUAUUCUGGUUUAUUGAUGCACGACACCGCACCAAAGUCUCCUGAGAAUGUUAUAACCCUGCCGCCACACGUGUCUCUACGUGAGCCCGAAAGCUUGACGUUUUCUAUCAUCCAGACUCAGUCAACCGAACCCAUUGAGGCUGAACCAGCAAAUAAAUCGACCGGUGUUGCGGCCUCAACACAGGUCGAGGAUCUCCCGAGCCGUCCCACUACGGCGGAAAAAGUCAGCACCACUGGUCUGCUUGCAUCAGCUGCAGCCGCCAUGGGAUUCGCCAAAUCAAAUGAGGGCUCCAACCCUGUCAUUGCCGAGGAUGAGACAAGUGAGCCGGUAGAUGCUGCUAACGGUUCGCAACGCGAAAAACAUCAGCCUUUGAGGGAUACAUCUGGGAAUAGGAUGCCCACGAAAACUGCGUUCCCGGCUAAAUCCAGCAAUCCGAACCAGGAGGACAGGCUGCCCUUGGCCUCAAGCAAUGAUCAAAGUUCACAAACCCUAUUAACCUCAGAACAGAUCGAGGAGGCUCUUCGCGCUAAGAGCGCUGUUCCGGUAGCAUUCCCGGAGGUUAAGGGGACACCCGAUAUCACUGCACGUCCCCUGACUCCCUUGGCGCCGGCGGAAGCAAGUCAAGGCAGCAAACUGUCUGAGACUCAAGCUGAACCCUUGCAGCCAAUGACAUCCAAUCCGUCCCCUAUCAAGCGGCCGUCAAAUGCGUAUAAUCAAUGGACUGCCGCCAGUAUGGCACCGCAUCCACCUCUCCCGCCCGAUCACAAAGCAGCGAUCGCCAAGGCUGGAGGCCGAGUGGCGUCGCCUACACGCGGAGAAUCCGCCUCUAACCAGGGGCCGACAAUCAUGGGACCACCUGCACUACCUGCGUCAGCAAUGAGACGUCCAAAAACACCGGCCGACUCUAUUCGCUCCCCAACUCGCGAGAGCGACGCACCACGCACGUCCAACGUCAGUCGAGGGCACCGUGGGACCAUCACGUCUCAACUGUCUCAUCGAUCAUCUGUGUCUUCGUUUGCCUCUGAGAUAGAUGAGCGUUUCAACAUGCAACCCAACGCUCACGCCGGACCUCAUGGAUUCGGUACAGACCCAAGGAUCAUCCAGGCUAUAACCCAGACCAUGAUCGGCGAGUUCUUGUGGAAGUACACACGCAAAGCUGGUCGAGCUGAAAUGUCGGAGACGCGCCACCUGCGGUAUUUCUGGGUGCACCCAUAUACCAAAACUUUAUACUGGUCCGAUAAAGACCCACAGACGGCAGGUCGGAAUGAAUUGAAGGCCAAGAGUGUCCUGAUCCAGAGUGUCCAAGUCGUCCCUGAUGAUAAUCCCAUGCCACCGGGUCUACAUCGAAAAAGUCUCGAGGUCAUCACUCCAGGUCGUCGAGUGCGGUUUACGGCAACCACUGGCCAAAGACACGAGACGUGGUUCAACGCUCUCAACUACCUGCUACUCCGCGGCGACGACGUGAACUCUGGAACAUACACCACUGGCGGAGACCACGUUACAGGAGAGGAUGUGGACGAAUUCAAUGUCAAUGCCGGAGGAUAUGGUGCCACGCUAGCCCCGACCGGCAGCCGGAUGAGUUUGUCAAGUUAUAAUUCCCGAACCACCCGUGGAACCAGCUCUAAUCGAGCUUCCGCAGCUCAACGGCAACCGGCAGCCGCCACGGCGGGCAUUGCUAACACGAGCGCCACCCGAGUGGUUCCUCAAGAUUCGACCGCAUCUCGUACUGCCCCCAAUUCAACAGUCAGGAGAAGCCGGGCCGAGCAUUCCCGCCAAGGUUCCGACCAAGAGCGCACAGUCCGAGCGAGUAGUGUCAGUCGGUUCUCGCGCAUGAUCGGCUCUGUUACAGGCAGAGGUCGCCGAAUGAGUGAGACGGCCAAUACUCAUAGUCACUCGAUGACCGGUGGCCGUAGCGAAGGUGGCAGUAUUUACGAUGCCAGUGUCGUCAGCGACGGACGUGUUGAUUCGGCAGAAGAGCUUCGGCGGGAGAUGCUGAGACAAGAAGAAAUCGGAUUUGGCGGCCUCGAGAAUGUGCGAGCUUGUUGUGACGGCAAACAUGACGUCUCCACGCUGAGCCAUAGUCAUCGAAAUGCCACAGGGCACGGACAUACGCAUCGAGCGCUUAGUAUGAGCAUGAGCUUGCGCGGCACGGCCAGAAGGGGCGGUGGCGGUGGUGGUUUCACUUCGGCCGCAACCACGCCUGCAAGGGCCAAUGCAGCAGCAGGUUCUGUUGGCCCUGGCGCGACGCCUACCAGGACAGGUGGUGCGACUGCGGCCACAGCCACGUAA